Molecule: messenger RNA, 2964 nt
Organism: Clarias gariepinus (North African catfish)
Lineage: Eukaryota; Metazoa; Chordata; Actinopteri; Siluriformes; Clariidae
Gene: kbtbd12
Product: kelch repeat and BTB (POZ) domain containing 12
Exons: 6
Coding region: 218-2089 (623 amino acids)
Molecular function (GO): protein binding
Source: RefSeq, a predicted model, not a curated record
GUCACAGGCACAGUUUGUGUGUCCGUAUGAAGUGUGUAAUGGACGACUUGCCAGUUGAAGGCAAAGAACACUGGAAACAAGCUAUCUGAUAAUCUAUUCCUGCCUUUUUUUUAAAGAUGACUUCAAGAAUGUCUGUAGCUUAAUGGAAACCUAUGAUUAAGCUGAAACAUUAAUAAUAAUAAUAACAGAAACAAAAAAAUCGUCAUCAAGAAGCAAAAUGGAUCUGAGGGCCAAGCAUGGUCUGAUGCUGUUGGAACAGCUUAAUCACAUGCGUGAAGCUGAACAGUUAACAGAUGUGGUACUGGUUGCAGAAGGAAUCAGUUUUCCUUGUCACCGGUCAGUUCUUGCUGCGUUCAGCCCUUAUUUUCGGGUCAUGUUUACCUGUGGCUUGCGUGAAAGUGCAAACCGUCAGGUGUUACUGAGAGACAUGCCGGCUCAAAGCUUAGCCCUCUUGCUGGAGUACAUGUACAGCUCCAAGCUUAAGCUUUCCCCUGACAAUGUCCAGGGGAUCUCAGUCGCCGCAUUCCUGUUGCAGAUGGAUGAUGUCUUUAGUCGCUGCCAGACGUAUAUGAUAGAUAAUAUGGAUGCGUCCAACUGCCUGGGGAUCUAUUACUAUGCUCGUGAUUUGGGGGCUGAAGAAUUAGCAGAACAGGCUCAGCGUUACCUCCGUCAGCACUUCACUGAGGUGUGUAUGAGUGAGGAAGUGCUGGAGCUGGAAGCCUAUCAGCUUGGGGCAUUGCUAGCUUCAGAUGACCUUAAUGUCACCCGAGAGGAAACAAUUCUUGACGUAGUACUGCGAUGGGUAAGACAUUACACAGUUGGUGUGAGUCUUGGGGUAGAAAAUCGUGCAAGUCAGCUACCAGAACUCUUACAGAAGGUACGACUUCCACUGGUGAAUGUCAGUUAUCUAAAGGAGACACUGCGCCGCAACACAGCACUGCUUGCUGAUGCAGAAUGUCUACAAAUGAUGGAGGAUGCAAUUGAAGCAUCAGGUCUGCAUCCAGAAGCUCCAGCCCGACGACUGAAGUUACGCUAUGGCAUGGAAACAACUGAUUUACUGCUAUGCAUCGGCAACGAAAGUGGAGGAAUACGCUCACGCUAUGGAAGCUAUUCAGACCGCAGCUUCUGUUAUGCUCCAACCACUGGGCGCACAUUUUUCAUCACUUCUCCUCGCUACUGUGAUGUCCUUGGUUAUGUAUGUACUGGAGUUGUCACCGAACGCAAUGAGAUAAUUGUGGCUGGAGAGUUAGGGCCACGACGUUUAGCAAGACAAAAGGAAAAGAAUGUGGAGAUUUUCAAAUAUAACGAGGAAGCUCAGGGUAGCUGGAAGCCCUUGACUUCAGCAGAAUACCGUGAUUCAUAUGCCUUGAGUUCCCUGGGAGAUAGCCUGUACCUAAUAGGGGGUCAGAUGAUGCUGAAGAAUCAGUACCUCAUCACCAACAGUGUUGCGCACUGGUCUUUACAGGGCGGCCCUUGGCGCAGUGCCGCUCCAUUACCAAUGCCCUUGGCCUAUCACAGUGUUGUCCGGAUGAAAAACUGCCUUUAUGUACUUGGAGGCAGAACACCACAGACAUAUCAUGCGGAUGAGGAGCCUGACCGUAUGAGUAACCGCCUACUUGUGUAUGACCCAGAGAACAACAAGUGGAAUGAACUCUGUCCUAUGAAAUAUUCCAAAUAUCGCUGCAGUGCAGUAGCCCUCAAUGGGGAGAUUUUUGUUAUAGGUGGGAUUGGGUGUGAGGGAGUUGAUCGUGGACAAUCACGUCGCUGUCUCGAUGCGGUAGAAAUCUACAACAUUGAUGGUAAUUUCUGGAGGGAUGGCCCUCCCUUACCCUGGCCACUUUUGUCACUGCGCAGCAAUGCACCCAAUGCUGGGGUAGUGGAUGGAAAACUGUAUGUUUGUGGAUACUACAAAGGAGCAGACCGUCAUGACAUCAUCACAAAGAAUAUCCUGCAGUUGGAUCCAUGGGAGAAUGAGUGGACUGUAGUGGUUAAACAAGCUGUAAUGCACGACAGUUAUGACGUGUGCCUGGUGGCGAACCUUAACCCAAGAGGACUCAUGCCCCCUCCAGCUGACUUGGUGGAUGAAUAACAAAAACUGUUCAUGUAUGACAAAAGCAAACACAGUCAUUAAUUUGACAAUUUGUACAAUUGAGCAUUUUACAAAACUGAAAAUUGAAAAAUCUACACAGUUGUACAUAGAGGUUGUGUUUUAUUCACUUAAAUCUGAAUUGAAGUGUGUACAUUGUUAAAUAUUCUGGUAUAAUAUUAGUGUUGAUUUAUUGUGAAAUGCAUUUUUUAACAUAUUUUUGAACAGAUAGUUUUUGAUUGGUUUUAGGUAUACUGUACGACUGUAUACCUAUAAGACUUUCACGACUUGUGAAAGUAACAGAUUACAAAAAUGCUUACAACAUUUACUCCUGUUUCAAGAAGCUAAUUUCAAGAUGUUAUUUUUAAAUAUUAGUACUUUAUUAACAAGUUCUUCAGUUGCAUUAAAUAGAUGCAUGCCCUUCUAAAUGAAUUUUUCAGCUGCAUUACAGAGAUGCCUUUUUUAAUCAGUUAUGCACUGUAUGUUCAGACAGUGUGACUUGUGUAUCUAAUAAAUAUUACUGUAGCCAUGUUUGUACAUCAAUAGCAGUCCAAAACAAAAAUCUGUUUUCCCCAUUUUGACCUGAGCUCUUGAAAUGACCAACUACCAACAGAAACUUAGAUAUUUGGAAAAUCAUGUAGGUAGUUCCACAGAGUACACGGAGAUUACAACAAAAAAAACAAGGACAUAAGGAAUUCUAAACAGCAUAUACUUAUGAAUUUAAAUAAAGAAAGAAAAAUCAUAUUUAGAUAUAUGCUAUAAUGUAGAGGAACAGUUAGCAUGAAUAAGUGUUCAUUGAUGACAAAAAGAAAUGUACCAUGGAACCAUGGAACCCCCCCAAAAAAGUCUCAGUCAAAAUGUUUGCUUUGCGUCAUAAA